Molecule: messenger RNA, 1192 nt
Organism: Vespula vulgaris
Lineage: Eukaryota; Metazoa; Arthropoda; Insecta; Hymenoptera; Vespidae
Exons: 4
Coding region: 710-1096 (128 amino acids)
Source: RefSeq, a predicted model, not a curated record
CGUUUUUAUUCUCUUCUUCUUCUUUCUUUACAACUACGUAUAUACAAAAGAUAUUGUUUCAUUCUGAUUAAAACGGAUCAUGAAAAAUUUGUUCUGCGGAAUGAGCUCUCUAAAAUUAUGAAUUAUGAUGAAUUACUAUUAAAUAAUUAUUUUUAUGUAUUAUACUAAAUGUCCUUGCAUUAUAAAUUUUUUUUUUAUUUCUUAACGAGAUACGAUUUACGUUCGAUUAUAAUUUAUUAUUAUCAAAGAUUGAGAGAAAAGAAAAGAAAAGAAAAGAAAGAAGAAGAUCCAUUUUUUCGCUAGGAAAUAUUGACGUACAAAAUGGCGAAAGAGACGUUCAUAUAUCGUCCAUUGAUACGAAUAUUAUUUCACGAUUAAACGAUUUUACGUAAACGUUGAAUACGACUUUUUCAUCUAGAUUAUAAAUAAAUUCUUGAAGAUAGCAAUUUGAGAUAUUGUCCGAUCGUCAAAACUUUCGAAUAGUUAUCGGACGCACGUCAAUGGAGAUACGUAUCGUGGGAUCUCUUUGAUAACAAAAAGAAAAAAAAAAAAAAGGAAAAAAGGAAAAGAAAAAAAUAAUGAAUGAAUGAAUGAAUGAAUGAAUAAAUAGAUAAAUAUAUAAAUAAAUAAAUAAAUUCGAAGUGCGACAGCUUGAGCGAUCCAUUAACGUCCAUUAAAAUGACACGUCAUUGAAAACAAAACGUUCUACAUGUCAAUCGGUCAUGAUGAAUGGCAACGAGACCAACAAGAGCGUACGCUCGAAAUUUAUGCGGAGGAAAUAGAGCGAAGAGAAUUGGAAAUAGCAUGGACGACGGGCGAACAAUCGUCGCGGACGACAUUGACGGAAGAUAUCAUCGAAAAAAAUAUUGUUAUCAGAUCGGUGGAAGAUACGAAAGAAAAGGACGACGAUUCUCGCUCAUCGUUGGAAGACAUAUGUAGAAUCUGUCACAUGGGUGAUGGCACUUUGUUAGGACUCAACAAGAAUCAAUCGAGGUGUCAUACUGACGACAAACAAAUUCGAAUACCCACGUUCUCUUCUUGCUCCUAUCUGGGUCCGCUUAUCUCCGCCUGCAAGCGACGUAACAAGGAGGCUUGAACAAUUAUUAUUAUCGAUAUUUUAUAAAUCGAAUUAUUCAAAACGAAAAUCAAAAAACGAAAGAAGAUAAUAGAAAAGAUAGAGAAACGAAGCGAG